AUGCGUGAGAUCGCGAUCGGCGUGGAGGAGUCCGGGCAACAGUUCAUUUGGGUGGUGAGGGGCGGGCAGGACGACAGCUGGCUGCCCGAGGGAUUCGAGGAGAGGAUAAAUGGGAGAGGGAUGGUUAUCCGCGGGUGGGCCCCGCAGGUUCUGAUUCUGGAGCACGAGGCGCGGAGGGCGAAGGGGUUGGGAGAGAUGGCGAGGAAAGCUGUGGAGGAAGGAGGGUCUUCUUACAAUCAUUUGACUUCUUUGAUCGAGGAGCUCAAAUUGCAGCGUGGCUACUGA
Molecule: messenger RNA, 285 nt
Organism: Linum tenue
Lineage: Eukaryota; Viridiplantae; Streptophyta; Magnoliopsida; Malpighiales; Linaceae
Source: the annotation of a GenBank genome assembly